AUGGGCACGGGGGGUGGGGGGGUUGGGGAAUUUCCACCCCAACGCCUACCGUUUUUUCCCCAGGCCCGUGUUCGCUUUGUAAGCCAGGGGGGGGAGAGGCUCACGGGGCUGGGCGGGGGACACCCCCCACCCACAGAAGGGGUGGGGGGUGGGGGGUGGGGGGGGGGGGGUGGUGGGGUGUACAAAACGGUUUGUUACCAAGGAACCACAGAGAGUGGGGGGACCACCAGGAUACUUACCAGGGGGAACCCCCCCACAAGAGGGGGGAGUGGGGACAGAGGGGGCCCCCACCCCCCCAAAGGGGGGCCACACCUCGUUACCAGUGGGGGGGGGGGGAAACAGAAAAAGCCCCACAAAACCAAGGCCACCUCUCGUACCAGGAAGGGUGGGGUGAUAAGAGGGGGCAAACAGCCCCUUGUUUUUAACAGUGGGGGGGGGGGGGGGGGGGGGAAAACAGGAAGCCCAAAAAAAGGGACCCCACCAUCGUUUCGUUUACCGUGGGGGGGGGGGGGGACAGGAAACAACCAACCAUGGCCCCACCCCCUCGUUUUAACAGUGGUGAACAGAGGCUAA
Molecule: messenger RNA, 573 nt
Organism: Knipowitschia caucasica
Lineage: Eukaryota; Metazoa; Chordata; Actinopteri; Gobiiformes; Gobiidae
Source: the annotation of a GenBank genome assembly